GGAGUCCGAAAGCGAGACCGAAAGCUGCGAUCGUUGAAAUGCGCAUGACCCCGCUCUGUGUCGCAUGAGAAGGCGUUGGUAGAGCGCUGAAGCAUCGAGGUCCGAGAGGAGAGGAGAGGAGAGGAGAGGCUCGAUUAAUGGGAUUGUGCUCUUGGGCAGGGUUUAUCGAUUGAGAGAGCGUUUGUUUGGUUUGUUUUCGAAUUUUUUCUUGAGUGUUAGCGUGCUUGCGGCUUUUGGCGAUGGAGGAGGUGAAUCCGAGCUCGUGUGAUACUCCUGCAGUUGCGGAGCUGGAAUCGAUUCCGCCCCCAGCUCCGAAACUGAGGCAGAGGAAGUCUGGACGCGUGACAUUCUCGGAAGAGAACUUGGCCAUGCUCAGAGCAGACUCGAUCAAGGACAAGGCAAUGAAGGCUAAACAGGAGGAGGGAUUAAGCUGGGGAGUUGCAUUCUUCGCUUUGGCACUUGCAAGAUACUUCAGCUCAAAAUCGAACAUCGUUCAUGACUGUGACGAAGUCUUCAAUUAUUGGGAGCCCUUGCAUUUUCUUGUGUAUAAGUCAGGCUUCCAGACAUGGGAAUACAGUUCGGAGUUUGCGUUGCGUUCCUAUCUGUACUUGCUGUUUCAUGCACUUUUCGUGAAGCCGGCAAGCUGGCUGUAUGACAGCCAAGUCGGGAAGGUACAAGCGUUCUACUUUUUACGGUUCAUUCUGGGAUUGAUGUCGGCAAGCACUGAGGCAUCACUUGUUGCUGCCACAUCCAGCUUGUUUGGGAGAAGACUGGCGGCUUACACCCUCAUGCUUCUUUGUUUCACAAGUGGCUGUUUUACUGCAAGCACCAGUUUCUUGCCAAGUACAUUCUCAAUGUACACCUUGACUCUUUCAUCAGCCGCAUUGCUCUACAGGAAGCCUGGCACAGCGGUGGCGGUGGGAGCGUUUGGUGUUCUGGUGGGCUGGCCUUUUUCCGUGCUGGCUUUUGUGCCAGUAGUCCUAUAUGCUCUGGCAACUGGAGGCUUCUUGAAGGUUUUUAUGGCAGGAUUGAGUACGUCUGUCUUCACUGUGGUCAUUUCAGCCGUGGUGGACAGACAGUUUUAUGGAAAGUGGACAUCUUCUGUCCUCAAUCUCGUCAUAUAUAACGUGUUAGGCGGUGGAGACAGUUCUCUUUACGGAGUUGAAGGCCCUCUUUUCUAUCUUCGGAACGCAUUUAACAACUUCAACAUUGCUCUGAUCUUAGCUCUUGUAUUUCUGGUGCUAGCAGUCAUCAAAAGCGACAAGUAUGGCCCCCUGCUGAUUGUAGUGUCACCUGUAUACUUGUGGCUGAGCUUCAUGUCAUUACAACCUCACAAGGAGGAGAGGUUUUUAUACCCUAUCUACCCUCUUAUAUGCCUUGCAGCCGCAGCUUUAAUUGAAACAAUCCCAGAGUUGUUGCCGAAACCACGAUACUAUCCUCCCAACGAGGAACCCCCUAUCGUGCUGGUUGGAAAGGUUCUGCGACCUGUAACACUAGCUGUUAUUCUAGUGCUUUCAUAUAGUAGGACAACAUCUUUGCUCUAUGGCUACUCAGCCCCAAUGCAGGUCUACCGUCAACUUCCCACCAUGGAACAGCCAAAAGUUGGAAACCAAGCAGUUUCAUUGGUGUGCGUAGGAGCUGAAUGGCACCGCUUUCCAUCAUCAUUUUUUCUACCAUCUGCAAGUUAUGAGCUCGGCUGGUUGGAUGAUGGUUUUAGAGGCCUUCUUCCGCUCCCUUUCAAUAGUACCAUGGGUGGAACAGCUUCAGCGCCGACUUACUUCAACAAACUGAACAAAGCCUCUCCUCUCCAGUUCGUGAAGAAUGAAGAAGCUUGCAGCUUUCUGGUAGAGCUGCGGUUAGAAAGACCUGACAGAAAAUACCGUGGAGAUGAUUCCAGCAAGUGGGAGGAGAUUUGGAAGGCCCCUUUUUUAGAUGCUGAAUUGUCACCUGCUCUACACCGAGCCUUCUUUAUUCCCUGGAGUUGGGAAAGCAAGAACAAUUUUGGAUCGUACAGGUUGCUUAAAAGAAAGGAGAAAUCUGCAGACGACAGUCUUCACAUCGAUCACUGAAGACAUUCAAGAAACUUUGGAACAUUGAAAAGCAAACUUGGAGAGCAGCAACGUCGUAACCUGGAGAUUUCCUUUUCUUUUCAUUGAUUCAAGAAAUAGCAAUGUGAACUAAAGUUGAUAUCUUCCAACAAUCUAGUCUGAAAGUAGAAUGAAGAGAUGAGCGUUAGACCUACUCCCUUGCUAGGAAGUCUCAAAGAAUUAUUUUAUCUGUCCUAACAUAUCUGAUCAGCUCUCUUUUUUCCCUGAAGCUUGGUCGUUUUUCGAGCUCGCCCUUCAUCUAGCAGUGUAUGCUACUGCAGUACAUAUCUGUCGAAGCACUGCAAAUGAUUUGGUACCUUCUCUUUCUGUUGGUGAUGUAUGGAAGGUAGUCUACCAAGAUAUGACUUGUUGGAGAUCUUUUGGUUGAUAUUAUAGAGAGCAGAGUCAUAAGUUUCUGAGCCUUGAGUCUUCAACUGCUGAUUACAAUCUGAAGUACGUCCUCUUUUGUAUGAGUCGCUUUCGAGUUUUAAAUUUGUAACAAGUUUGACAUUCUAGGUGAGAUUUCACCUUGCAACAAACGGG
Marchantia polymorpha subsp. ruderalis is the source of this 2630-nucleotide messenger RNA. The record is from the annotation of a GenBank genome assembly. Lineage: Eukaryota; Viridiplantae; Streptophyta; Marchantiopsida; Marchantiales; Marchantiaceae.